This is a messenger RNA of Puccinia triticina, 2637 nucleotides long. RefSeq lists its product as uncharacterized. NCBI's taxonomy places the organism in Eukaryota, Fungi, Basidiomycota, Pucciniomycetes, Pucciniales, Pucciniaceae. The record is from RefSeq and is a predicted model, not a curated record. Gene Ontology annotation, biological process: retrograde vesicle-mediated transport, Golgi to endoplasmic reticulum; regulation of ER to Golgi vesicle-mediated transport; endoplasmic reticulum to Golgi vesicle-mediated transport. The transcript is spliced from 9 exons. Gene Ontology annotation, cellular component: Dsl1/NZR complex. Bases 1 to 2637 code for a protein of 878 amino acids.
AUGCCGGCGACGAGAGCGAGGAGGACCACGGAAGGCCCCAGGGAGAUCGACGAACUGGUCGACCUGCUCAAGCUGCCAGCAGCCCAAGACGACCACCAACUCCGCCAGCUCGCCAGCCAAGCCCACCAGCAGAUCCACUCCACCCUACUCUCAAAUGAGAACACCACCAGCCUAUCUGACCAGGAGAUUCUCGAUCGACUGACACUGAAAGAAGAACUAGCCCAGAAAGAAUUCCAAGCCGCAGACAGCCAAAGGAUGAUCGGAGAAGCUCGGCAAGAGAUCCAGACCCUGAAACCGCAGAGCGAGCAGAUACACGAAGAGUACAUGCGGCACGAGGACGAAUACAUCGACCAUCACGAGUCCCUCAAGCCCGGCCGGACCCCCAGCGCGCCAACCUCCCAGAAGAGGCCGCAGAAGCCAGGCUUGGUCGAGGCCUUGGCCGGGCAGAUCGGAUGGCUCAAGGAGCUCGGCCGGCUCAAGCUCUGGUUCGGCGUCCUGCUCGACUUCAGGGACCGGACGGCCGAGCUGGUCCACCAAGCCACCCAUCCCGAUGGGCGAGCAGCAGGCCCAGCGCCGGCCAGGGAGACCGAGGCGCUCGCCGACCAGAUCUUCGAGCUGAUCCAGUCCUACCAAGACUUCCGUCGCCUCGCCCCACCCAACAACAACGUCUCCCGCUUCACCCUGUACGACUACAUCCACCAGAUCAUCCGCCACGCGCUCAGCGGGCUCAUCGAGGCCAUCGCCGGCCAUCUCGCACAGACGCUCGAGGACGAAAUCGCCUGGCCCCAGCCGAGCCGUGCCCCGCUCGAGUUCAAGGCGCCGAGCACGACUCGGAUCCUAGCGUCCUUCAAGACCGCCGUCAACUUCCAAAACAAGUUGAACAGCAGACCUGAUUUGGUCUCGUUGGCUGAACAACAACCCGAGCGAGCAGACCAAGACGGUGUGGUUUGGCUGCCCCUCGCUGAGGGCUCGAUCCUUCUCAAGGCGAUUCUGCGGCCGAUCAUCUUGCGCUUCCGGUUCCAUUUCGACAGCUCUCGGCCGACGAACCGGCUAGACAAGCCUGAGUGGUACUUCAAUCACGUGCUUGACCGGCUGGCCGAGCACGAAAAAUUCAUCAAGUCUGAUAUCCAGAAACUAUUCGAAAUGAGUGGCCAAGGCUCGACGAAAGUAUUUCACGGCUUUACGGUCCAGUUGAUCAAGAUUGUCGAGAAGAAGCUCAAGCGGCGCAUCCCGCGUAUGCUAGAGAUGAAACCGAUUCUGGCGCAUACGAUCGAAAGUGCGAUCGCAUUCGAUCAGACGAUCAAGCAGAUGGGCUAUCUGUCGAGCGAGCCAUCCACGACUGGGUACAGUGCUCAGUGGCUGGGCACAGCCGAUGCAAUUCUGUCCAAUCCGCAUUGGUUCAGCGUUUGGUUCGAGGCCGAGAAACGCUUUGUGGAUGACAUGUGCCUGGAGAUUAUCAGCUCGAACGAUACGUGGGAGAUCAACGAGGAAGACCAACGGCCGAUGAGCAUGGGCCUUCCGGGGACGAAUUCGUCUCUGGGGAUGCAAGACCUGGUGGAGCAGAUCAAGAGCAAAUACGAACUCUUACCGCGACUGAGCUACCAGACGGCGUUUCUGGUGAAGAUCCAGAUGGUCGUCCUGGAGGCGUAUUCGCAGCGGAUCGGAGGCGUGUUGGACGGCUUCGAGCGCAGCCGACUGAUCAGCGUCGUCGGGGGUGACUCGGGGCGGGCCAAGAUGAAUGUGGGGAUGAAGGGCCUCGAACGGCUGGUCAAGGUGUACAUCAGCUGCAACUGGCUCUUGGCCUGCUUCCGGACCUGGAACGACGACCUGUUCUAUGCCGAGCUGUAUGACAAACUCGGCCGCGAGGAAAGCCCAAGCCCGGAGCUCGACAAGCUCCUGAGGUCCGUCGAGGCCGCAGCAGGCUUGGAUCGCACCCUGUUCAGUCUGGCGGUGGCCCGGUUCGAGGAGCUCGCUAAACGUGCCGAGGCGGCGAUCGUGCGCCAAGUGGUGCAAGAAAUCUCCGCCGAGCUGAAGCCGUAUUUCGCCAAACGAUGGGAUCUGGAGUCAGGCCCGGAGACUGAGGGAAGUGGAGGAGGAGCAGCAGAGGUGGACGAGCUCUCCCCGGAGAUCGUCCCGGCGAUCGGGCUGUGGAAGGCGCGGAUGAACUAUCUGCGGGGGACGGUGGGGCCGCGGGUGAAGCUGAACCGGCUGGUGAAGCCGAUCGCACAGGAGAUCGAGGCCAAGUUGCUGCUCAAGAUGGUCUUUGAGCCCUUCUCGAUCCGCGCGAUCAGCCAUCGGGGCGGGCUCCAGAUCCAGUUCGACCUCCUCUUCGGCUGGCUCAACACCACCACCACCACCUCUCUCUCUGCCGACCGGUCUACACAGCCCCUGAGACUGGAGCGACACUUCUCCAAGGUGCUCGAUGCUUGUAAACUCCUCACCUGUCCUUCCGCCUCCUCCCCCUCUUCUGUGUCUGCCCCGCUCAUGUUCGAGGAGCUCGUCCGCAUCUGCUUCGAUGAGGCCUCCCCCGAGCGGGAAUGCAAGCGCCUGUUGAAGGAGCGGGUGCAGGUGUCGUGCCUCUCGCGAUCUGAAUGCCAGUUGGUGCUCAAGAGACGUCCGGAGUGUUGGAAGACUUGA